ACAAGGAAGUACGUAGGCUAGCCGUUAUGGUCGUGUAUUUAGGCAUUAUGUAAGUCUAAAUCUAAAUCGAAAAAUAUGGCGAGCAAACAGGGACCUACAGUUAAACCUAAACCUCCUAAAAAGGUUCCUGUCUGGGAUGGCGUAGAAGAUACAGUCUAUGAAAACCCAGAAGCACUUGCUGGACAUGAGAGCAUGAGUCCAAGCUAUGGGAUUCCGAAGAAGAUUACAAAAAAGCGAAGCACUAGUGAUACAUCUGAAUCGAUUCGUCGUCGUUUAAGCAACUUUGAGCUUUCAAUACCGAGGCAACGUGUGUCAAGUUUUACAGAUACCGAUAGACUAUCAGAUAGCGAUAACAUUUAUGACCCGGUUGCGCUUGAUGAGGACCCACGAGACCAACAUGUCCAUCCGAUUAGACCAAUUGCCAGAGUCCAGGGCUAUAAGGUUCAACCAGAAGUCCACAACGUUGGUUGGCAAUCUGGAAGUCAUUCAGCAGGAACUCUGAAAGAAAGUAAGAGUUUUCUCGAAAAUGUAGAGUGGUUGUAUGACUCUGUUAAAGAAACACGAGAAAUGUACGAAUUAGAUGAAGUAUUAAGGGCGGUACUGUUCGAAGGCGAACUGAGGAUGUUUCGUCAUAUGGAUGUGAUUGAAGAAACUUUAUACAGGUAUAUAGCUCUUUAAUGAUGACAAACAUCACUGCAGUCUAAUUAACAUUACAAGU
Messenger RNA from Anneissia japonica, 718 nucleotides. RefSeq lists its product as uncharacterized. NCBI's taxonomy places the organism in Eukaryota, Metazoa, Echinodermata, Crinoidea, Comatulida, Comatulidae. The record is from RefSeq and is a predicted model, not a curated record. The transcript is spliced from 7 exons. The coding region runs from base 76 to 678 and encodes 200 amino acids.